AUGUCAUUGAGACAAACCAUCAAACAACUCCCCUUCAUUUAUUCCUACCCGUUGUUUCGCUCUUUCUCUUCCUCCUCCGCUCACCAAGACCCAUACUCUCUCCUCAAAGAAGACCCAAUAGAUAUCUGCUCUUCUAUCUGGGUCAAAUCCUUCUCUUCACCAUCAAACUUUACUUUCUCUAACCUCACUGGUUUCCUCUCCAAACUCGACCUCUGGGUCCUCGCUUACCAACGCUCCUGCGCUCAUGUCACCGGAAAGUUCCCUCCUCGAAACGCACUCCACUCCCAUGCUCUCCAUUCCCUGCUCUCUCUUCAAACCGCUGUAGUUCACAACCGCUUCAAAUGGAACGACAAGGCCCACCAAAUCCUCCGCAACCCCAACGAUGGGCCUUCUACCAACCUAGUGUCCAAGAGGAAGCUCAGGGCAAUGGUGGAUUCUGAUGAUCCGUGCUUCCAAGACCGGGUUGUUCAGGAGGUGCUUCUGAUGGUGCUUGAGCCUCUUUUUGAAGCACGGUUUUCGAGGAAGUCCCACGCGUUUAGGCCCGGAAGGAAUGCACACACAGUAAUUAGAACUAUUAGGAGUAAUUUUUCUGGAUAUUUGUGGUUUUUGAGGGGUGAUUUGAGUGAUAUUCUUGACGACGUUGAUGCCGAUGUUGUAAUGGGAUGUGUUGAAAAAGUUGUUAGAGAUAAGAGAGUGUUGAGUUUGAUAACAAAUGCGCUUGGAGCGCCGGUUAGGAUUCGAGAAAUGGGCAAUAUUGGUGAUGGUGAACAGUCGAGGAACAAGAAAAAGAGGAAAUCUACUAAGAAGAAGAUUUUGAAUGAGAAUGAGUCAAAACCUGACCCUUAUUGGUUGAGAACUUUCUUUGAUUUUGCUCCUGAGGAGGCAGCGAAGAUACCCACUUAUGGUUAUUGUGGGAUUUUGAGUCCAUUGCUUGCUAAUGUGUGUCUCAAUGAAUUGGAUCAAAUGAUGGACGAGAAGAUUGUUGACUUCUUCAGGCCAAAUAAGCUUGAUUCUAUAUGGAAAUAUUCCAUCGAUGAUGCGUGUCAUAACCCUUCUUGGCCAGAGUUUGUACCAUCUAGUGGAAAACAGAAGACUAGGAAAAUGGAUUACGUUCGAUAUGGGGGUCAUUUCUUGAUUGGCAUUCGAGGGCCUAGAGAAGAUGCAGUGCAAAUUCGGAAGGAAAUUAUUGAGUUUUGCGAGAGGAAGUUUGGUAUCAGGCUGGAUAAUUCGAAAGUUGAGAUUGAGCACAUAACUAGGGGAAUUCAGUUCUUGGAUCAUAUAAUUAGCCGCAGAGUUAUAUAUCCUACACUUCGUUAUACAGGCAGUGGAGGCAAAAUUGUGAGUGAAAAGGGCGUGGGGACUUUACUUUCAGUUACUGCUUGUUUGCAGCAAUGUAUGAGUCAGUUUAGGAGGCUUAAGUUUGUUAAGGGUGAUAAGGAUCCUGAGCCAUUGCCUUGUACUCCGAUGCUUUACUCAGGUCAAGCCCAUACUAAUGCACAAAUGAAUAAGUUUCUCGAGACUAUGGCAGAUUGGUAUAGAUAUGCUGACAAUCGAAAAAAAGUUGUUGGGUUUUGUGCAUAUGUGAUUCGUAGCUCAUUGGCUAAACUUUAUGCUGCAAGGUAUAGACUAAAAUCACGUGCAAAGGUUUACAAGAUUGCUUCACGUGAUCUCAGUCGGCCAUUGAGAGAGAGUAGUAACAAUUCUGCUCCUGAAUAUUCUGAUCUUUUGAGAAUGGGACUUGUUGAUGCAAUUGAAGGUGUUCAGUUCUCCCAUAUGUCUUUGAUUCCAACCUGUGAUUAUACUCCAUUUCCAAGGAAUUGGAUUCCUGAUCAUGAGCAGGUUUUGCAUGAGUAUCUACGAUUACAAGAUCCCAAAUUCUUUUGUGAUUUGCAUAGAUCAAUAAAGCAUCAAGGUUUGAGUCUGCCUCAAGAUGAGAUAUCUGAAAUUGUGUGGGAUUACAAGACUCUUGGAGUUCGAAGAUACUAA
This is a messenger RNA of Dovyalis caffra, 1986 nucleotides long. The record is from the annotation of a GenBank genome assembly. Lineage: Eukaryota; Viridiplantae; Streptophyta; Magnoliopsida; Malpighiales; Salicaceae.